GAUGACUCUGAGUAGGAGGAACAUCCUAUUUUUCCUGCACAAUAAAUAAUGCUGCGUUAUCACACGUUCAUUUCUUUGCUGUGUUUUGUUGCUGUGAGUUGGUGGGAAGCGGUGGAACUGAGGUCUCAGCUGAACAGGAAAAAAAAAAAACAACAACCAUGGACACAAUGGAAAUAGAUGACAGCUUGUAUAUUAGCAAGAACCUCGUUACUCACGUGGAUUUACGCGCCAGUAAAGCCUCCAGACAUGCGGCCGCGUGUCUCGGAGUACUGUGCGCUCUCCUGUUGGCUGGUAACAUAGGACAAGUCGUCUUCUACGAGAUAAUCAGCCGCUGUGCGUCAGCCGACCUGAGGACGGCCAAUUACAACACUGCGACUCAAGCGAAGAAGCUCCAGAAUGACACUGAACUCCUGACGCCGGAGGGAGAGAGGCUGCAGAGCGGUUACGACGCUUUAAAAGUGGAGAAAAACCAGCUGCAGAUCACGCUGAGCGAGGUCAACAAGGAGAAAGACGAGCUGCGGCGAAGCUACAACCUGAUCGCAAACGAAAGGGACGAGUUCAACGUCACUUUGAGCGGCGUGAAACAUGAGCGGGACCGGUUGAGAGAAAGCUACGGCGCCUUGAAACGAGAGCGCGACCGGCUGCAGGCGAGCUUUGGUGACGUGCAGAGGAGCCUCGAGGGGCUGCGGAAUGAUCACAAGAACCUGACGGCAGGUAAAGAGCAGCUACAGGCCGAAUACAGUAACCUGCAAAGAGAAAGGGGAGAGUUGCAAACUCGCUUCGGCGCGCUCGUAGACAAAAACGUUCAGCUAGAGAGCAAUUACUCUUCGCUGAAGAGGAGCAGGGACCAGUUGCAAAGAAGCUACGAUACGCUGAGUAUGAGAAAGAGUCAUAUUGAAAGUAGCUAUAAUUCACUGUGGACAGACAAAGACCAACUGCAGGCCAGGUACAAUGCUCUGAGGAAGGAAAAAGUGCAACUGGAGGCCAACUACAGCAGACUGGAAGCAGGUAGAGGCCAGCAGCAAAGGAGCCUCAACAAGAUGAUGGGUAAAGUGAGAGGAAUGCUCUGUCAGAAAAACUGGACCAAGUUUGACACCAGCUGCUACUUGGUUUCGAGCCAGAAGAAGAACUGGACGGCGAGUCGGGAAGCCUGCAUGGCCGAGGGAGCAGACCUGCUCGUCAUAGAGAGCUUUGGUGAACAGAUAUUUGUUAACGGGCUGCUGAAAAAAGGAGAGAACGCCUGGAUCGGCCUCACUGACAGUAUUGAGGAGGGGUCUUGGCUGUGGGUGGAUGGGACUCCGCUCACCACAGAGUACUGGCAGCGUGGGCAGCCCAACGACUACCACAGGAACCAGGACUGUGGAGAAUACGUGCAAAUGUCGGCGACGGACGGGGGGAAGUGGAACGACGACGGCUGCUUCGCCGAUCAGAUGUGGAUCUGUGAGAAGUGACGUUGUUUCCGCUGCUGACGAAAAGGUUUCAUGUUUAUAACGUCAACCAACUAGUGGUCCUGUUAACGAGUGUGAGCCAAAGCCUGGUUCGGUUUCAGUUUCUGUGCCACAGCUCAGCUUUUGUCCAACAGGGAUUUUUAAAAAAUGGCCAUUUUCUGUUAAAUAAACAGAUGCUGUAAUACUGCAGCACCUUAAAUGCACCAGAACAUGAAUUAUGCAUUAAUGCACAGAACAAAAUAGUCCCCAACCAAGUAUUUAUACCUCUUUCCAUGUUGCAUGUUAUUUGUGAGAAGCUACAGUGCCCCAGCCGGGCGUAACCAUUAUUGACAAGAACUCGUGAAUCUGGUAACACGUCAUUUGGAUUUCAUUUCAACCAUGGACUGUAGGAAAAUGGACAACGUAACUUCACUUUAGCCCAUUAGUCAAACUGAGCAUCCAGACUGCACUUAUUUUUAAUAUUUACUUUUACUUCACUGAGUGGCUGCCAUGGCAACUGUCAAUCAUCAUGAUGUUGCAACCUCUUUUUACACUAACUUCUCAGAUAAAUGGAGUGUUGGACAAACAUCAGCAUUAUAUGACCUACCUAAAAUGUCAGAAAUCAUUCAUUAUUAUUUGACGUGUACUUUAGUGUUUGAGCUUGGACCAAGUCCCAUCCACUAACAUGGAGGGGGUGGAGCUUAUGACCUAUACUGCAGCCUCCAGCCACCAGGGGGAGCUCUACUUGCUUUGACUUCACUUUAGAGGAGCUUUCAUGGUUUCCACUUUUUAUACAGUCUAUGGUUUCGUGGUUCAUUCUAGUAUUUGAAAAACAGCCUAACAACCAAUCGGAGCCAUUCACUCGUUAACUUUCCUGAAAGAUUUGAUUGGUCUGGCAGAUCUUUGCCAGAGUCGAUUUGAUUUCCACUGCAAAUAGUACAUAAACUGAGCCAUCUUUUAAUGACAUACUCUUAUGGAACUAAUGUGCUUGGAUUUAAAUGAUGUUUAAACUAAAUUUCCAUCAAAAAUGUCCUUUUUUCCUGUUUCUUUCUUUUGCUCUUAUGACUUUAUUACAGUUGUGAUUAAUAUUUCUGAUAUUUCCAGCACUUACCAUUAAUUCUUUGUUUGAAUAAAAAUAGAUUUCGCUUUUGUGUGAUUAUCUGAUACGCAAGAAAACAAAUUACAGAGUAAGUAAGACGGCACAUGCGUACAAUACUUUCUCAUGCUAUUAAUUAUUUACUCUACUUCCACAGGAUUGAUUAAACUGAAAUACAUUCCCCGACACAAACUAAUUUCUCUCUGUGUUUCCGAGGGAAAUGCACUCCUUGUGUUUGAGAUGUGAAUGCAAUUAGCUAGCACAGUCGAAUCAAUUAUUUAAGGUCUUUCCUGUGUGGCUACUAUAUACUGUAUGGUUAAAGUUAAGGCAAUAAGAAGAAGUUUCUUAAAAAAAUAAUGGAACAAACAUUUAAAAAUGUGUCUUUCUUUUUAUGAAAGAUAACUAGCUCUGAUAUACCAAGUAAGAAGCAGGUUGAGCUGGAGUUUUCCGACAAUGCUGAAUGAUGUACAGUGAAUAAAAUCCCUUUAAAAUC
Messenger RNA from Mugil cephalus (flathead mullet), 3016 nucleotides. RefSeq names its product asialoglycoprotein receptor 1-like. The transcript has 7 exons. NCBI's taxonomy places the organism in Eukaryota, Metazoa, Chordata, Actinopteri, Mugiliformes, Mugilidae. The coding region runs from base 159 to 1451 and encodes 430 amino acids. The record is from RefSeq and is a predicted model, not a curated record.